GAAGGCCACUUUAUCGCCUUUUUCAUGUUGCACGCUAUCAUUUCGAGAUCAAGACGCUGCCACUGUCAGGAGAAUAAAAAUACUCUCUCCCUCCCGCACAGCCUCACAUAGACAAAGAGGAGAGAGAUCGAGACAGGGGCCACAGCGACAGCAGUAGACACACAGAGAGAAGGGUGCUGGCGGUGGUAGGCUGAGCUGAGCUGAGCUUGCUAGUAGUACUACUAAUGGCCCCCUAGACUCGAGCCGAGAGCUCCCAGCACAAGGAGGCGUACCGCGCGGGGAGGAAGAAGAAGCUGGAUUGGUGGUAUGAAGUGUUGUUGUUUGGUUAGAUGAGAGGAAUGCCCUUUGCGGGAGAGAGCCACGCGGGGAUACAGCUGCUGCUGCUGCAACAACAACAACAGGGGGUUCUCGCCGGCGGCGGGAAGGUAAGCAGCGGCGGCGCCCUCUGGGAGCCGACGUCUGUGCUGGACCUCCGGCACAGCCCAAGCCCGAGCCCGCCCGUAUCUUCGGCUUCCACGCUGUCGUCGUCCGAAGUGGCUGCCCUCGCCGGCGGCGACGCCAAGAACGUCUCCCCGACGCCGCAGCAGGCAUGGCCUGGCGGCGGCGGCGGGGAGGACGCCGCGGGGGUUAAGGAGGAGUGGGCGCACCAGCUCGCGCCGCUCGACAACAUGGGCCUCGCCCCCUGCGACGACUGGGACGACGCCGCCGCCGCGCCGCCCUCCGGCCCCGACAGCUCGUUCCUCCGCUGGAUCAUUGCCGGCGGCGAGGACGGUGGCGUCCUCAUGGAUCCGCCCGUCCUGGAGCUCGACCACGCCACGUCCAUGAUGUCCUCGCCCGCCGCUGCGGCGUUCGGGCCGCCCAACCUGUCGUCGUCCUUCGCGCCGGCCAUGGAGGACACGAAGCCGCAGCAGCCUUUCGGCCACGGCCCUGGUUUCCUUCUUCACCACCCCCAGCCACACGCGGCCUUCUUCGGCUCGCACCCGUCCUUCGACUCGCCGCCAGCGGCCACGAAGCGGCACCACCCGAUGGCCGCCGCGCCGCCGCCGAAGCUGCCUCCUUACCCAUCCCACCACCUCGCCCCGGCGAGCGGCGGCGGGGGGUUCGUCCUGAAGCAGCCCAAGGCGGCAGCGGCGUCUCAGGACGAGGCGGCGGCCAUGGCCGCGGUGGAACAGCUAGCCGAGGCGGCCAAGCUGGCCGAGGCCGGCGACGCCCACGGCGCACGCGAGAUAUUGGCGCGGCUCAAUUAUCGGCUCCCCGCCGCCCCAGCGGCCGGGAAUACGCCACCCCUCCUCCGAUCCGCCUUCUACUUCAAGGAGGCGCUGCGCCUCGCGCUCUCCACCACCCCCGCCGGCGGCGAGGCGUACUACUCCCCCACGCCACCGGCGUCCACGCCCUACGACGUGGUGCUCAAGCUCGGCGCCUACAAGGCCUUCUCCGAGGCCUCCCCCGUGUUGCCGUUCGCGCACCUCACCUGCGUCCAGGCCGUGCUGGACGAGCUCGGCGACAGGGGGUGCGUCCACGUGCUCGACUUCGACAUCGGCAUGGGCGAGCAGUGGGCGUCGCUGAUGCAGGAGCUCGCUUCUUCGUCACAGCGUCGCACGUCGGCAGCCGCGGCGCUGAAGGUCACCGCAUUGGUCUCGCCAGCGACGCACCACCCGCUCGAGCUGCAGCUCAUCCACGAGAACCUCUCCAGCUUCGCCGCCGACCUCGGCGUGCUCUUCCAGUUCUCCGCCUUCAACGUCGAAACCCUCGACCCGGCCGACCUCGUCUCCAUCGUCGCCGGCGCCGGAGACGAAGCCCUCGCCGUCCACCUCCCUGUCGGUGCGGCCCACGCGGCAUCCACGCCGGCCGUCCUCCGCCUCGUGAAGCGCCUCGGCGCCAAGGUCGUGGUCGCGGUGGACCGCGGCGGCGACCGCGCGGAGCUGCCCUUCGCGGCGCACCUGUUCCAGGCGUUCCAGUCGGCCGUCUUCCUCCUGGAGUCCAUCGACGCCGUGCUCGGAAGCGCGGACCCGGACACGGCUGGGAGGGUCGAGCGGUUCCUGGUCCAGCCGGCCGUGGAGCAGUGCGUGGUGGCGCGGCACCGCGACAGGGCCUCGCCGGGGAUGAUGCCGUGGCGGGCGGUGUUCGCGGCGGCCGGGUUCGCGCCGGCGCAGGCGAGCUCGUUCGCGGAGUCGCAGGCGGAGUCGCUGCUGCACAAGGUGCCCGUGCGCGGGUUCCGCGUCGAGAGGCGCGCCCCGGGCUCGCUGUGCCUCUACUGGCAGCGCGCCGAGCUCGUAUCCGUCUCGGCGUGGCGGUGCUGAUCGACGACCUCGAUCGCCGCCGGUGGCGUCCUUGCGCCGGAGUGAAAGAAGAAGAAGAUCAACACUUUUAGUUAGGACUAAUGAUCCUACCACGAGUAAUCCAAUCCGUCCAUACCCUACAAGUUACCCCCAGAGUCGUUGUUUCGUCGUUGUAAUGUGAUCCGAAUCGACCGUGUGAUCCGAUCGCCUCGCUUGUUGUUGUUAAGUGUCCUAAAUUGGAAGUAGUAUAUACUACGUUAAUCGAGUCGCCGCUGGCUGGUUGCUGCUCGAUCUGCUCAAACAACCGUACGUCGUGUCGGUCGAUGAGUAGAGGAUUGGCUUCUCAGCUGCAUUCUACUCUACGACUACCUUGUGUACUUACUGCUCUGUUGCUGUGAAAUCAAUGGCUAAUGCGUUUUGAAA
Molecule: messenger RNA, 2702 nt
Organism: Brachypodium distachyon (stiff brome)
Lineage: Eukaryota; Viridiplantae; Streptophyta; Magnoliopsida; Poales; Poaceae
Product: scarecrow-like protein 6
Exons: 1
Coding region: 330-2300 (656 amino acids)
Biological process (GO): regulation of DNA-templated transcription
Cellular component (GO): nucleus
Molecular function (GO): sequence-specific DNA binding; DNA-binding transcription factor activity
Source: RefSeq, a predicted model, not a curated record